Messenger RNA from Ricinus communis (castor bean), 1118 nucleotides. RefSeq names its product HVA22-like protein k. The record is from RefSeq and is a predicted model, not a curated record. NCBI's taxonomy places the organism in Eukaryota, Viridiplantae, Streptophyta, Magnoliopsida, Malpighiales, Euphorbiaceae. The transcript is spliced from 8 exons. Bases 155 to 733 code for a protein of 192 amino acids.
GAAACAAUUUUUUGAAAUUGGUAACAUGUAUAUAAAUUGUACUAAAACGCGAAAUUUCCUUGCAGAAAACCGCCAAUUAGUCCGCUGUUAACUUAUUAUAAUUCUGUAAUAAUUAAAAACACACUCUCUUUCUCUUCGCUGAUUUUAAUGGAAAAUGGCUUUUCUCGGAUCUAAUAUACCAAGCGAGGUCGGAUUGCGGUUGCUUCUUUGCCCACUUGGAUCCAACAUUGUGAUUCGAACAGCAUGCUGUUCAGUUGGGGUCGUAUUACCUGUGUACUCCACGUUGAAGGCCAUUGAGAGAAAAGAUCAAAAUGAGCAACAGAAGUGGCUAAUAUAUUGGGCAGCAUAUGGUUCUUUCAGCCUCGUGGAAGUGUUUACAGAUAAAUUGCUCUAUUGGUUUCCUAUGUAUUAUCAUGUGAAAUUUGCAUUUCUAGUGUGGCUUCAGCUUCCAUCAACUGAUGGAGCAAAGCAAAUAUAUACAAACCACCUGCGUCCAUUUUUCUUGAGGCAUCAAGCUAGAGUUGAUAUGCUUAUGGGCUUUGCAUAUGAUGAAAUGGGUAAAAUUGUCAGCACUCACCGAGCAGAAAUUGAAUAUGCUAAGGCUGUACUCUUGAAGAUUAUGGGGCCAGCUGGUCAGACGAGAAAUGGUGCACCUGAUAACUCAGGAGAGUUCCCUGCAAUUGAACAGGAUACAAGAACAAGCACAAAUACUGAGUCGGAUCACGGUGAUUAACUCCAUUUGCAAUGUUUCUAUGAGAUGAUAAUCCUAUUCAAAUUCUACAUAACUCCGUAUCAAUCAAAGGUAGUACAUGCGGUAAAUCAGCUGAUAAAAACCUGUCCGCAUUCUUGUCCAUAGUAGUGCAUUUUGUAUGUGGGAAUCAAGGAUUACGUGUAUCUACAAGUCCAUUAGUGAUUUUUCUUUUGUUUUUCUUGUGAUAUUGUCCUCUUCAUUGACGAGUCUUGAUGUAAAAUGUAUUUUGGUUUGCAUGCUGGUGCAAUAUUUGGCGGCUCAUUGGCUGUUUCUCGAAAUGUCAAAAUCAUAUACACGAUGAUGAGGCCUGAAAGGGGGAAACAUUUGAAAUAUUCAAGCACUUUUCUAUCUUCAAUAUCUUUUAGCA